Messenger RNA from Lipotes vexillifer (Yangtze River dolphin), 1535 nucleotides. It is a transcript of the gene GZMA, whose product is annotated as granzyme A. The coding region runs from base 37 to 819 and encodes 260 amino acids. NCBI's taxonomy places the organism in Eukaryota, Metazoa, Chordata, Mammalia, Artiodactyla, Lipotidae. The transcript has 5 exons. The record is from RefSeq and is a predicted model, not a curated record. Gene Ontology annotation, biological process: positive regulation of apoptotic process; proteolysis; negative regulation of oxidoreductase activity. Gene Ontology annotation, molecular function: serine-type endopeptidase activity.
AUUUUCACAUUGAUUGACGUGGGGACACAAGCCACAAUGAGGAACUCCUCUACCUUUCUGGCAGCCACUCUCUCAAUGGUCAUUUUCCUCCUUCUAAUUCCUGAAGAUCUCUGUGUAAAAAUUAUUGGAGGAAAUCAAGUGACUCCUCACUCAAGACCCUACAUGGUGCUACUUCAAGGGGAAAAUAUCUGUGCCGGGGCUUUGAUUGCAAAGGACUGGGUAUUGACUGCAGCUCACUGUAACCUGAACAGAAGAUCCCGGGUCAUUCUUGGGGCUCACUCAAUAACCAAGAAAGAGCCUGAAAAACAGAUCCUGUUUGUUAAGCAAGAGUUUCCCUAUCCAUGCUAUGACCAGGACACGCAUGAGGGUGAUCUUAAACUUCUAAAGCUGAACAAAAAAGCAACAAUUAAUAAAAACGUGGCUAUCCUUCCUCUCCCUAAAUUGGGGGAUGAUGUGAAACCGGGAACUGUGUGUCGAGUUGCAGGGUGGGGUAUGUUUUACAAUAAUUCACCUCCGUCUGAUAUUUUGAGAGAGGUCAAUGUCACCGUCAUAGACAGAAAAAUCUGCAACGAUCAAAGGCACUAUAAUUAUAACCCUGUGAUUGAACUGAAUAUGAUUUGUGCCGGAAGCCUCCAAGGUGGAAGAGACUCCUGCAGUGGAGAUUCUGGAAGCCCUUUGAUAUGUGAAGGCAUUUUCAGAGGCAUCACUGCCUUUGGCCUUCCAGGGAAAUGCGGAGACCCUCGAGGACCUGGCAUCUAUACUCUUCUCUCAAAGAAACACCUCAGCUGGAUAGCUAAGACUAUGAAACAUGCAGUUUAGAUAACCGUAUUUCAUUUCAUUUGCUGUUGCUUCUUUUUUUUUCAUUUUUUAUUAGAGUAUAGUUGAUUUACAAUGAUGUAUUAGUUUCAGGUGUACAGCAAAGUGAAUCAGUUAUUCAUAUACAUAUAUUCACUCCUUUUUUUUAGAUUCUUUUCCCAUAUAGGCCAUUACAGAGUAUUGAGUAGAGUCCCCUGUACUAUACAGCAGAUUCUUAUUAGUUAUCUGUUUUAUAUAUAGUAGUGUGUAUACGUCAGUCCCAAUCUCCCAAUUUAUCCCUCCCGCCCCUUAUCCCCUGGUAACCAUAAGUUUGUUUUCUACAUCCAUGAGUCUACUUCUGUUUUGUAAAUAAGUUCAUUUGUACCCUUUUUUAUUAAGAUUCCACAUAUAAGCGAUAUUAUACGAUAUUUGUCUUUCUGUGUCUGACUUACUUCACUCAGUACAACAAUCUCUAGGUCCAUCCAUGCUGCUGCAAACAGCAUUAUUUUGUUCCUCUUUAUGGCUGAGUAAUAUUCCAUUGUAUAUAUGUACGACAUCUUCUCUCUCCAUUCCUCUGUUGAUGGACAUUUAGGUUGCUUCCAUGUCCUGGCUAUUGUAAGCAGUGCUGCAAUGAACAUUGAGGUGCAUGUAUCUUUCUGAAUUAUGGUUUUCUCCGGGUAUAUGCCCACUGCUGUCAUGUCUUAAUUUCAUCAUAAAUAAAAUCAAUUUGUAUCACUGUA